Xenopus laevis (African clawed frog) is the source of this 1426-nucleotide messenger RNA. RefSeq lists its product as uncharacterized. The transcript has 2 exons. The record is from RefSeq and is a predicted model, not a curated record. Lineage: Eukaryota; Metazoa; Chordata; Amphibia; Anura; Pipidae. The coding region runs from base 440 to 1333 and encodes 297 amino acids.
UGUCUUAUGAAAAAAUCUUUUUAACCUGAUUGUAUAAAGUAAAACUGGAUAAAUUAAGUAUAUAUUUGCACAGUAAUGUAACUGGCUAUAUUGAAAGUUUCACAGUUGUUUGUUAAUUGAUUAAUUAACCCACCCUGGGAAGGGGAGGGGUUUCACCAAUAUAGGGUCUGUUCACAUUUGUAUUCUUAUCCUGAUGAAGGGAGGUUUAUCCCCCCGAAACGUUGAUCACGAGGUGAUAUAAUAAAGAGGGGUGUCCCCCCAACUGCUGAUAAUAGCGUGUGUGCGGAUCCGUUUCUUGUUUGCUGUUGCUAAGGGACCUGGCCGGGGUCAACGGAGAAACCAGCACCACCAACGCAGUGAGAGGAAAGGCGAGUGUGCGGUAGGAACAUUUAUUACAGAAUCUGUUUUGGCAUUUAAUACCACCAGCACCUCGCACAAAAUGUCGUUUGCAGACAUCAGUCAAAUCACCACAAAGUGUGCAGCACCAUUUGGAUUCACAGAGGAAGAGAGAAGGGAGAUCUUGGGCACUGCACAUACCAUCCCAGUGUUAACCCCUGUGACACCAGAAAGAAAUCUGCUUAAACACUAUGAUUUCAUCAUGAAGAAAGAACUGAGCCUUACCUUGCACCUUUCCACUUUAAUUGAAUAUGUGAAGGUUUCCAGAAUCCCCAGAGGGUUGAGAGUGCACCUGGAACCCAUUUUGUGCAAAGAUGAUCCUGUGUUUAAAGAAAGAUGGCAUCAGAUCUUGGACAAAUGCAGCUUGGACCUGAUGACACUAACCAUACAAUCGCUGCAAAAGGAAAUCAAGGAAAUAUCACAGGAAGUGCACAAGUUAACCCAAGAUAUGAAAGAAGCAUUUACUGCCAUAAAAACUGCUGAAGUGAUCGAGGCUACUAAGAUCGAGUUGGAGAAAUUGCAAAGUAACCUAUUACAGAAGAAGUUGCGCAAAUUCAAGCGCGAUACACAGGAUUACCAGAUGGGCCGAGUCUACACCUGGGCGCAAUGGAGAGGAGGAGAACGCCGGGAUACUAGACGAUACUACCGCCCACGUGACGGACGCAUCCGGAUGACGUCACCGGAGCGCCAAAGAGAACACAGUCGCACCGAUACAUCGCCGGCGGAGUCACUGGAGCGGAGCUCGGAGUCCUCACAGGAUACAGGGAGCGGAGUGCUCCGCUCACAACCAGCCAUUCCUUUUUUAGGUACAAGCGCACAAGGAGGGGACUCAAGAGGGGACCCAGGAACAGAUCGCAGAGACAUGUACCCGAGGCAGGCGGCACAGAACAAGAGAUAUCAAGGGGACAAGGACAAUCGAUCACGGAAGAAGAGAUGAGGCACAUGGAGAAUAAACAGAGUAUCAAUACAUAAUAGAACAUUAUUUAUACAGUGAGUAAUUGAUCCUGUAAUAUUUAGUAAGCACAUUUCA